Messenger RNA from Spizellomyces punctatus DAOM BR117, 1164 nucleotides. Its product is annotated as UDP-glucose 4-epimerase. Lineage: Eukaryota; Fungi; Chytridiomycota; Chytridiomycetes; Spizellomycetales; Spizellomycetaceae. The transcript has 2 exons. Gene Ontology annotation, molecular function: UDP-glucose 4-epimerase activity. The record is from RefSeq and is a predicted model, not a curated record. The coding region runs from base 1 to 1164 and encodes 387 amino acids. Gene Ontology annotation, biological process: beta-D-galactose catabolic process via UDP-galactose, Leloir pathway. Gene Ontology annotation, cellular component: cytosol.
AUGAGCCGGAUUCGCUCGCAGUCGGAAGAAAUUCUUGUCGAUGACGACUCGGAUUCAUCGCUAGAACUGAGAAAUGAACACGUCCUGGUGACAGGCGGAGCCGGAUACAUUGGCUCUCACACGGUCCUUCGACUGCUGCAGCAAGGCUACAAAGUCUCAGUUAUAGACAAUCUAACCAAUUCCUCUCAAGAGUCACUUCGGCGAGUCGCUGCCGUCGCUUCUUCCACUGUCUACUUUUAUCAUGGCGAUCUCCGUGACUUUGCUUUUCUCGAUCGUGUGUUUAGCUCGCAGAGCUUUUGGGGCGUCAUCCAUUUUGCCGCACUAAAAUCCGCGCCAGAAUCAGUAGCAAAGCCGCUUGACUAUUACGAUGUGAAUGUCGGUGGUACCUUGUCACUGCUGCAGGCAAUGGUAAAGCAUGGUGUUAGUCGACUCGUGUUCUCUUCCACCGCUGCCGUUUAUGGCACCCCCCGCUCGGGGAUUGACGUUAUACCGGAGACACACGAAACUCAUCCUGCAAACCCAUACGGCCGCACAAAGCUUGCGACAGAGUACAUGAUUCGUGAUGUUGUGGAAGCCUACCCAAACUUUGGAGCCGUUCUGCUGCGAUACUUUAAUCCGGUUGGCGCUCACGAGAGUGGCAUUAUCGGUGAAGAUCCCAAGGGAAAACCUGGAAAUCUUAUGCCGUUCGUGUUACAAGUGGCUGCUGCCACGCGCGGUCAUUUGGACGUGACGGGUACCGAUUGGCCAACCCACGAUGGCUCCGGAGUCCGUGACUUUAUUCAUGUUGUAGAUCUUGCGGAUGGUCACAUAGCGGCGCUUGAGCACGCAGACAAGAUAGCUCGAUGUGAGGGCAGUUGCGAUAUAUUCAAUAUGGGAACGGGAAAAGGUACAUCGGUUCUGGACAUGAUCCAUGAAAUGGAAAGGGUGACUGGACGGUCCAUACCAUGGAAGGCGUCUCAGCGGAGGCCAGGAGACGUCGCCCGAGUUGUAGCGGACCCAACAAGUGCCCAGCAGAUUUUAAACUGGUCUGCAAGAAAAUCGCUGAAACACAUGUGCCAAGACGCAUGGAGAUGGGUCCAAACCAAUCCUUCCGGCUAUCACCCUGCAGACGCAGUAAAGACGCAGAAGAAAGUACGCGAUGUUCGGUUGGGGUUAACAGCCUGA